Rhodotorula graminis WP1 is the source of this 2721-nucleotide messenger RNA. RefSeq lists its product as uncharacterized. NCBI's taxonomy places the organism in Eukaryota, Fungi, Basidiomycota, Microbotryomycetes, Sporidiobolales, Sporidiobolaceae. The transcript is spliced from 7 exons. The record is from RefSeq and is a predicted model, not a curated record. Bases 1 to 2619 code for a protein of 872 amino acids.
AUGCCUGCCCCCCGAACAGCCCCGCUCGAGGCGCACCGACUCGUGCCGCUCCUCUCGCCAUCGACCACCGCCUCGACCCCACUCGACACGGCCCCGACCAGCCCCGACCAGGCAGGGCACUCGCUCCUCGGCAACACGACUCGGCCAGGAGACGAUGACGGCUGGGCGGUCGAGCGCCCGCCGCUCAAACGCGACUACCUCGACGACGACGGCCUCCUCACUCGCCUCGCCGCCCGCGUCCCCCUCCUGCGGGCAGUCGCGCACUGGCGACCAGACGCACGACGAGCUCGCUCGGUCGCCGUCCUCGCCGUCGGGCUCGCGACGCUCGGCGGCAUCCUCGUCACGACGGCCGCCGCCGGUCACCUGCGCCAUCUCGCCGACGACCUCGAGGGCGCGAGCGGCUGGCGGGACAAGCUGAGCGGUGCGGCGCACGGUGUGACAGGGUGGCUGUGGGGCGCAGAAGAGCCGUGGCGGCGGCCGAUGCGCGUCGAGCGCGACCCGACCGUGUCGCUCGGCGACUACCUCGCCAACAUCUCCUUCGUCCCCUUCCCCGUCCCUGCCUCGACCUCGUCCAUCCUCGCGACCUCGAACACGACCAACGGCUCGGCGUCGAACGACCCCGACUCGUACCCGGCCGCCGACCGACGCCGCUCGACGACGCCGCUCCCGCACCCGUCGUACUCGACGACCGACGACCGCAACGUCGUCCUCCUCACGAUGUGCGACGGCCGGUACGUCCACGCCGUGCGCAUCUGGGCGUUGCGCGCUCGCGACCUCGGCCUGCACCGCGACAACGUCGUCGUCCUGUGCCUCGACGCCGCCUGUCUCGACGAGGCCGAGGCGCACGGCCUGCACGCGUACGGCGGGUUCGUCAAGGAGGCGUACGCGUCACGCGUUCCAGUCGUCGGGCAGGGCCUCGAGGUGCCCGACUUGCCGCCGCUUGACGCGAGCUCGUCGCGCCCCGGUGGCGCGAGCGGCGCACGGAUCCUCGACAAGCGCGAGGGUCGGGACGGCGGCGCCGAGCGCGGCGCGUUCAUGCAGUACAUCAAGUUCCGAGCGCUGUACGAGAUCAACGCCGCCGGCUUUGCGUCGCUCUUCUUCGAGGCCGACACCGCCCUCACCAAGAACCCGUUCGUCGACUCGAUGCGCCCUCUCGUCGCCGGUCCCGACCCGUCCUCCCUCGGCGUCGCGCCCGCCGACCUUUCGAUCGACGAGCGUCGUCGGAUGCCCUCGCCGUUCGCCCUGCCGCGCGCUCAUGUCGCCGCCGCCGCCGAGGACCAAGCCGCCGCCGCCGCCGCCGCCUCGGACGCCUCGCUCGUCGACCCCGAGGGCCUCGACCCGGGCUGGGACAUGCUCAUGACCCAGGACGGGUGGCACGUCGCCAACUUUGGCUUCUUCCUCAUGCGCCCGACGAUGGCGACGACGCUGUUCUGGCGCAGCACGCUCCGCCAGUACGUCGCGCGAGGAGGGUGGGACCAGGAGGUGGUCGCCCAGUCGGUCCACGAGCACGGUUGGACGCAGCAGUGGCUCCCAGGGUGGUGGGAGGAGGGCGAGUCGGCGGCCAACGAGACGACGACCGAGGCGCCGACGACUUACGAGGAGCGCAACCGCCGCGAGCAGUGGCACUUUGUCGACGAGCUUGACGGGCUUCGCGACGGCGAGCGCCUGCGCAUCGCCAUGCUUCCUUUGAGCCAGUUCUUCGCCUACCACGUCUGGCUCUUCGGCUGGUGGAAGCCUCCUCCCGACCUCCCCGACCCUGUCGUGCACCACAUGACGGCGAUCAACUACCAGAUGCGCAACUUCUGGCCAAAAGAGCGCGGCUGGUACAGCGACAUCGACGGCUACUACAGCCACCCUCGCCCUCUUCUCGUCCCGUGGAACGCGACACACGCGCCCGAGGUCGCCGUCGUCGAGGGCGAGCCGUCGUCGCCGGCGCCCGCCAACCGCACCUUGUACUCGCGCGACGAGCCCGACUUUGCGGCCUCGACCUUGACGGGCACGUCCGACGACCUCCUGCACUACGCCCGCAUCCUGCAGCUCCUCGGCGCCGUCUCGACGACGAUGCCCGUGUCGAACCAGUCGUCGCAAGGCGAGUUUGCCGACGGCUCGAGUCGAGCGGCGGGCUCGGCCGACACGUUCGCCGUCAAGCUCCCGGGCAAGCUCCACAUCGUGCGCGAGUGGGACACGAUCGAGCAGGACUCGACUCGGCUCCUCGACCUCGAUGCGGCCGUCCGCGCCUCGGUCGACGUCGUCGAGCCCGCCUUCUUCAAGCACGCCGCCCCCUUCCUGUCGCCCGGCGAGCUCACCGCCUGGACCUCGACCCGCCUGCGCAUCUCGCUCGCCGCCUUCGACUCGCCGAUCGCGCUCGUGUCGCACCUGCGCGACGUCCUCGCGCCGUACCUCGGCUCGACGGCGGCAGGGUUUCCGGCUCGAGGCGUCGUCGUCGAGUUGUCGGACUGGGAAGCGACGCUCGGCUGGUCGCUGGACGACCUCGAUGCCGAGGAGCGGGCGGGAGGGAUCGACGAGCAGGGGUUCGAGGCGCUCAGGACGUCGAGGCGGUGCCAGGGCUGGGAGCGAGUCGAGACCAUUCCGUUCUUAUGGUGUACAGCCGAGGAGUAGCGGGAGCGUCAGAGACGUUCGGACCCCCUUUUCUCGUCCUCCUCCUUGUGUAGCCGUGUCCUCCCGCCUCUCGAUCCGCAUUUGUAGACACGGUUCCCUGCG